GCAGCACUUCUCCUGAAACAAAAGCAAAAUUCUUGAUUCCUUAGUUCUCUCUCCACAACUGACUCGAUCGAAGUGCGGUACACCAGGAGUUCCAGGACAAGCAGGAAGAUCGGUUGCUACCUCGAUCCAAUAUAACUGAUCUCUUCCUUGCGGUUUUCUCGGCACAGCUCUGUGUUCAAGGGAGUUCAAGUUGGCGGACAGUCGCUCUGUUACUUGAUGCUAUUCAGCUGACAGUUCGCUCCAUCGAAUAAAGUGGCAGAAAGACAAGUGGAGACAGACAAUCGCACGGACUGAGUCUUCUGAUUUGCAAAACCGAAAGGAUCCAACCAACCAUGUAUUUCAAUACCAAUACGAUCUGCGGUAUUGGUCAUCGAAAUGAUCGUGGAGACCUGCAGUGGCUGCCUAGGAUUGCUUUAACUGCAGAAGCGGUCAUCUGCCAGAAUUCUUCGCGCCUUACCUUGAAGCAGACGUUCGUGAAUUCGGAGAAGAAAGCUCUGGAUGAGGCUGUGUACACAUUUCCGCUGUACGAGGGGGCAGCAGUAGUCGCAUUCACUUGCACAAUUCAGGACCAGGUCAUUGUAGGAAAGAUCAAGGACAAAUGCACUGCACGACAGGUUUAUGAGAGCGCUAAGGCAAAGGGAAAUAGGGCGGCACUCUUGGCGGAGAGGCGUCCUGAUAUCUGGACAACCGAGGUUUGCACCAUACCCGCCGGCGCGAAGGUGGAGGUGGAGAUCACUCUCGUGGCCGAGCUCAAACACGACAGCCAAGUCGAUGGAAUUCGGUUCGUACUGCCCACCAACAUCGCUCCGAGGUACGGAGAGCUACCGGACAUGGAGGCGAUGGAUGCAACCAUUCUUUCGGAUAGCAAAGGUUUUGAGCUGACGAUUGCGGUGACGAUGACCUCCGCCAUCACCAGCAUGCAAUCGCCCUCGCACCCGAUCGUUGUGGGGAUGGGCACUCACUCUCCCAGCUCAGCCCCGCCCAAGGGACAAAAUGAUGUCUGCAAAGGUUUUGUCACUCUCUCUCAGAAGGAUACAGCUCUCGACAAGGAUUUCGUCCUGAUCGUCUCGAGUGCCGAUGUCGGGCAGCCGCAAGCCAUCGUGGAGACCCACCCCACACUCGGCAACAACCAAAGAGCAGUGUUGCUCUCUCUGGUCCCCAAGUUCCAAAUUCCACGGAUCUCACCAGAGAUUGUCUUCAUAGCUGACAGAAGCGGCAGUAUGGAUACUCAGAUACCGCAGCUGCGAAAUGCGUUGACAGUGUUCUUGAAGAGUCUUCCGGUAGGAGUGAAAUUCAACAUUUGCUCCUUCGGCAGUAGCCACAGCUUCUUGUGGCCCAAGAGCAUGCCCUACGAUCAGGCGAAUUUGGAUGUUGCACUGAAGCAUGUUCGGACCUUCGAGGCAGACCUCGGGGGCACCGAAAUGUUCCCUCCCAUGGAAGACGCUCUGAAGAAGAGGUACAAAGAUCUGCCGACGGAGAUCAUAUUCUUGACCGACGGGGAAAUAUAUGAGACGGAACCUCUGUUAGAUCUUGUGCAGAGGGAAUGCGCUGGAGGAGAUGUCCGAGUGUUCUCUCUCGGAAUCGGCGACUCUGUAUCACACGCUCUGGUCGAGGGGCUGGCCAGAGCUGGCAGAGGGUAUGCGCAGAUCGUCGGAAUUGACGAUAAGCUCGACGUGAAAGUGGUGCGGAUGCUCAAGGCUGCGCUUUGGGAUCACGUCAAGGACUACAAGCUCUCAUUUUCUGCAGCUGAUUGCGCCAGCCCUGCGACGACCACCGCGACCACCAAGUCUGAGCACGACGCAGAUGAGGCAUUCGAGAUGGUCGAGCACGAGGAGAGCUCUACACCGGCUCCGAAGUCCGACGAAACUCCGCCGCAGCCGACGGUAAUUUCCCUGUACGACGAAUCAGCUUCUGCCGAUGCGGAAAUCGAGCCUCCCGCUUCAAAGGACAGGUUCGCCCAUCUAGCACCCCUCGAAGUGCCGACCAGGAUUCAGACUCCCCACCGCGUUCCACCGCUCUACCCAUUCAGCCGGACCAAUGUCUACGUCCUUCUCUCGGGAGGCGAGCCCACUCCUCGAGUGAUCACGGUGUCAGGCACCACCAAUUCCGGCAUCAAAUUAGAGCUGCAGGUCCCUGUCAAAGAUGUGGGCACGGGCACCACGGUCCAUCAUCUGGCCGCGAAGAAGCUUUUGCAGGAACUGGAGGAAGGCGGGAGCUACCUUCACUCGGGCGAGUUCGGAGUUGACCCGCAAACAGAGCCGGGCAAGUUUGUCGACGUUGUCGAGAGAGAGGGAGUGAGAGUAGGCUUGACCUUCGGAGUGGCGGGAAAGUGGACCAGUUUUGUAGCGGUUGAAUUGGAGGAACCGGAAUUCGAAGCUAGUGUUUAUGAUACUGCGUAUUACUCCUCUGGCCGACAGCCGAUGGCCUCGCCCAUGCCAAUGCCGAUGGCGUCGCCCGCAGUAGUUACGUUCUGUUCUUUACGCUCUGCUCCAAUGAGGAUGAGCAAGGCGUCAGCGCGCAUUGCUCGUUUACCUCAGAAUCCGCCGCAAACGGCAGGCUUUGGCGCCAUGGGCUCUCCUGAGUCCGCACAGGUAGAGUUGCUAGCGAGUGGCAGUAAGGUAGAGUCGCAAGGGAGUGAGAGUGAGGUAGAGUCGCAAGGGAGUGAGAGUGAGGUAGAGUUGCUAGCGAGUGCCAGUGAGGUAGAGUUGCUAGCGAGUGACAAGGAGGAGCUGACUGAAGAUCCACCGGAGAGCAAGGCUUAUCAGCUCAUGAGAUGGCAGGCCUUCGAUGGCAGCUUCCCCUCGGGCUCAGGAGAGUGGGCAAAUGAGCUCAUUAAGGCAUUCGAGCAGUGGAUUCCACAACAGCAGCAAAGCCUAGAGACUGCAACACUGGCGGCUCUACCCAGAGAUGUGCUGGAGAAGCUGGUGGCGAGUGCGGUGGCCACUGCCAUUUUCGAAGUGGAGCUGAAGGAUUCUCAAGGUGUGUGGGAGAUGGUGGUGGAGAAGACAGAUGAUUGGGGUGUCCAGACAGCAGGAGAAGCGGCAUGGAAUGCAGUGAAGACUUGGGCUUCUCAGCAAGUGGUCACGGCCGGUGAAUUGAAAACGGCGAAUUUCUGGGCCAAGUGAUGAUCAUCUUAGUUUGCGUCCUUCGUCUGUAUCCGGACGAUUGAUAGCUCUCGCUGUAUAUUAAAGAGUUUUAGUUGAUAUUUAUAUAUGCCGAAACUAGGGACCUUGCCAAAGCCCAGUGCUCUAUCUCCAUGUCUCUCAUUACCAAAAUUCCAGUGGUUCUUCCACCAACUCGUGUAAAAAACAUAAGUGCAUUUUUUGCAAUGUAAUAUUGUUAUCUAUAUGUCCGGGAUGUGUAUUGAUGUG
Messenger RNA from Marchantia polymorpha subsp. ruderalis, 3371 nucleotides. The record is from the annotation of a GenBank genome assembly. Lineage: Eukaryota; Viridiplantae; Streptophyta; Marchantiopsida; Marchantiales; Marchantiaceae.